Seriola dumerili (greater amberjack) is the source of this 12996-nucleotide messenger RNA. RefSeq names its product sacsin-like (gene sacs2). Bases 67 to 12918 code for a protein of 4283 amino acids. The transcript is spliced from 8 exons. Gene Ontology annotation, molecular function: Hsp70 protein binding. The record is from RefSeq and is a predicted model, not a curated record. NCBI's taxonomy places the organism in Eukaryota, Metazoa, Chordata, Actinopteri, Carangiformes, Carangidae.
UGACAACAGCAGAACUGAUGUGACUGAUGUUUGGACUAACAUGACUGAGCAUCCAACCCAGAAAGGAUGAGCCUGAAGACAAAGAAAAAUGCUCGAUCGUCCUUCGGGCAGUCGGCACCACCCUUCAUUGACUACCUAAAAGAUAUUCUUCGUCGAUAUCCAGAUGGUGGACAAAUUUUGAAGGAGCUGAUUCAAAAUGCAGAUGAUGCUCGAGCCACAAAAGUGGUUUUCAUCCAUGAUGAGAGAAGCUAUGGGACCAACAGCCUUUGGACUGAGGAACUGGGAAAAUACCAAGGUCCCGCUCUCUAUGCCUACAACAAUGCUACAUUCACUGAUGAAGACUGGAAAGGAAUUCAGGAGGCUGGGAGGAGUGUCAAGCGCAAUGACCCAAACAGAGUCGGGAGGUUUGGAAUCGGCUUCAACUCUGUUUACCACACAACAGAUGUGCCGACCAUAUUCAGUGCAGGUCACCUUGGCUUGUUGGACCCCCAAGAAAACAUAUUUGGAGCAAGAAAUCCAGGUUUUCUGUGGUCUUUGGCUGAAGCAGAAGACCAAGAAGCUCUGAUGACCAUGCGUGAUCAGUUCCAACCGUUCCGAGAUAUAGUUUCGCUUGUAAGCGGACAAGAGUGGUCAAAAGUUGUCAUGGACGAUCAGAAAUUUGAUGGAACAAUUUUCAGAUUCCCUUUGCGCAAUGAGCCGUCGGAAAUUUCAGAUAAUCUAUAUGACUCUGCUAAAGUGGUCGAGCUGUUUGAUAGCUUCAUUGCAGAUGCAGACUUAAGCCUCCUGUUCCUCAAAAAUGUGACCUCUGUGUCAUUGAUACAUAUUGAUGUACAUGGCACUGUGAACCCCAGAGUUGAGGUGAAAUCCUCAUUCCCCACAGAUGUCAUUUUGGGGUCAGAAGACAUGUCAAUGAUUGAGGGUCUGACAAAGUUCAAAGUAAUUUCCCUCAACUCAGACACCCACAAAGAAACAAAGUGGCUUGUGUCAACAUGCACCAUGAAAGAAGGCAAUGUAGAAAAUCUUGAUUCACUCGCAGAAAAGUUGAGCUUUUUCCCUCAAGUUGACUUGGCAUUCCCUUGUAGCGAGAAGAGAGACUGUAGUGAGAGUAGAUUGAGCUGCUUUCUCCCCCUCCCAAACAAUGAAUCCAACAAGACAGGACUCCCAGUUUAUGUCAACGCAUGCUUUGGUCUCACAGACAACAGACGACACAUCAAGUGGCAAGAGGAAGACCAGAAACAUGAUGAACAUGCUGUGUGGAACGAGCUGCUGAUGAAGGAGGUGCUCCCACAGGCGUAUCUCAAGAUCAUUCAAGAUGCCAUCAGUCUUGCCCAGCAGUCUAUUCUCUCUGUCGCUUCCGUGUACGAUCUGUGGCCAGAUCUUGCUCAGGUACAGCACAAAGACAAAUGGCAUGCCGUUGCUCUGGAUGUUCUUCGUCACUUAUUCAGACAGAACAUGGCUGUCCUGUCUCUUGCCAAAGAUGAAAGAAAGUUUAUCACUCCAUCAGAAGCUGUGUUCCCCUGUAAUGGUCCGACAAGCCCUGACAUACUGGCCGCCAUUAAAAGGACUUUGAUUUCUUGUGGAGAAAAUCUUGUCACACUGCCAGAUAGCGUUGCAAGAGCCAUAAAUGAGGCCUAUCCACACCUCAGCACCCUAAAACGCGUGACUCCGACUUUCCUAAGGGAAAUUCUCCGCAGGAUCUCUAUGCAAAACAUCUCUAAAGAUGAUAGACUCUGUCUUUUAGAGUACAUUUUGAGUGAUGGAAAAUACGGAGAACUCAAGGGUCUUCAGCUGCUUCCACUCAAUGAUGGCUCCUUCAGAUCCUUCACAGACAGAGAGGAGGACACUGCUUUAAUUGACAGCAAUGAAUUUCCAAGAGCCUUGCUGCCAUGCUGCAAACACCUCUUCAUCCCAGAUGAUCUCAGUGAAGCCUGCAUUGCCCACCUGAAAGAACUGGCCAGAAAAAAGUUAUUCAAGGUGAUCAACAUUGAUGUAGACAAGGUGGCUGAAUAUACAAGGAAGUAUUUACCACAGGAUUGGAAGCAGACCAGGACAGGGCUUGUUACCUGGGACAUCAACAGCAGUCAGCAUCCACCUUUAGACUGGCUCCAAGAAUUCUGGAAAUUUCUCAACACCCACUUCAAAGAGUUAAGUCGUUUCACUGGAAUACCAUUAAUACCAGUCAGUCCCCUGUCUGUCAGUCAGGCUGUUACACUAGCACAACUACAACAGAACACAACCCUCAUUUUCCAGAAAAGCAAGCAGAAUAGUUUACCAGAUCAAAUAGCUCAGUUGGUGACCAACGCUGGUGGCACAGUGGUGAGAGGAAAUGAGUGGCUCCAGCAUGUAGACCUAGAUUCUUAUGUGCUGUGCCCGUCUCCAAGGAGCGUCAUGAAAGUCUUUGUGAAUUUAGAUUCCCAGCAUCUCAUCGGAAAACUCAAGAUGGCCUCUCACAGAGUACGAGAAGAAGUAAAAGAUUAUCUCUCUCGCCUGGAUUCUCUCUCAAAGUGUGAGAAAGAUUUACUCUCACAAUUACCUCUGUUUCAAACCAUGAAAGGAUUGUGUGCUGCAGCUCAAUCAAAACAGGCUGUGCUUCUAAUUUCUGGUCUAAGAGUACCAACGGAGUUCCCUAUGCCUGAUUCAGUUGUGAAGUGUGCUACUGAAGUUGAUCGUAGACUGUUACAGCUACUCAAAGUCAAUCUCUUGCACACGGCUGAAGCAGCCAAUCUCCUCAUUGACUGUAUUGAGAAGCGGUCUUGCAGCAAAGAAGACACUGAGAAUAUUAUGACCUGGAUUUUACAGCACGGUAAUAUCCUUUUCCCUCAGAAUCAGACCUUGAAACGCAGAUGUAAGGACUUGAGCUUCAUUGAAGUGAAUGGAGAGCUGAAAAAGGCCUCAAGCUUUUUUGAUCCAAGAAUUCCAGCUUUUACAGUCAUUUUUCAGUCAGACUUCUUCCCCCCAUGUCUAUACACUUGCACAUCGCAGAUGCUUGAGAGCCUAAACGAACUUGGAUUGCUAAAUAAAGAAGGAGAUGUGUCACCUCUGCAUUUGUUGCAUGCUGCCACACUGAUUGACAAAAUGCAUGUCAACUCUAAAACUGAGGCUCUCAAAAGAGCUCAGGUGCUCUUGAAAAUGUUGGAUACUAAUAAUCUAUUGUCAAAGUUUUCUCACGAGCAGCUUCAGCAACUUAAAAUGCUAAAAUGGGUCCCAUGUGAUAAACCUGGUAAUGGCAAAAAACAAUGCGAUGACAAAUCUCAGGAAAGUUGUUUCUUCUGCCCAGAUGAAAUAAGACAUUCUGUGUUCAAGGACAUUGUUGGGCAUGUGAUGCCUCUGGUGGGAAAGCUCAGUGACAGAGAUAGCAACACACUUGGUCUCAAACGCCGACCCCCACCCGAAAAAGUGAUAGAGAAUUUGUCAUUCUUGACAUCAAAAGUGCAGGAAAUGGCUGAUCCUGACACAGAUGUGCAUUUCAAAGGGGAGCUGUAUAGCAUUUACAAACACAUGCAAGACCACAUCUCUGAAUUUACAGCAAUGAUAAAUAGGGACACACGCUGGCUGUGGUGCCACAACCAAUUUGUUUCACCAAAGGAUCUGGUUCUUGACUAUCCACAUAAUCUAGACCUGAGCUCUUACAUUGGAAAGGUGCCAAAUGAAUUUCGGUCAUUCAGUAAGUUGCUCAGGGAUUUUGGUGUGAGAACAUUGCUUUCAGAUGAAGAAAUUGUCGACAUUCUUCAUUCUAUCCAAAAAACUAUUGAAGGAAGGCAGCAGCCACUUGCAAGUUCAUCUGAGGUAAAAGUGUCAGUAGAAAUUCUUAACUGGCUGUGGAAAGAGAAAAAGACUGUUAAAGUUAAGGAUGACAUCCCGGUGCCAGUCAUUAUAGAAGGUGAGCAAUACACGCUGAAACCACGGUCAAAAGCAGUCUUCUGUGACCUAAGCAAAAAUGGGUUGAAAGAGCUUAUGUAUAACCAGGAGGAAAUUUAUGUCAUACAUGAGGAAAUCCCAAAAGCAACGGCCGAAUGGUUGGACAUUCGAUUUCUCAGUACCUACAUCCUCGGUCCAGAGUUAGUUGGAAUAGAACAGUUUGGACAAUCUGAGCCAAUAACAACGAGGAUUAAAAACAUUCUUAAAGAAUAUGAUGAAGAAAGUGACAUCUUCAAAGAGCUCAUUCAAAAUGCAGAAGAUGCUGGGGCAAAGACCUGCAAAUUCUUGAUGGAUUUCAGAGUACACACAGAUGCCCCUGAAAGUCUUAUUGACCCUGACAUGGCCCUUUGUCAAGGACCUUGUCUUUGGGCAUUUAAUGAUGAGCAGUUCACAGCUGAGGACUGGGAAAAUAUUGUCAGAGUUGGCGCUGCCUCGAAAGAAAACAAGGUGGAAAAAAUUGGAAUGUUUGGACUUGGAUUCAAUACUGUGUAUCAUGUGACAGAUGUUCCCUCCAUCCUUAGUGGCAACAGUCUUCUCAUCCUUGAUCCAAAUGUAACUCACCUUAAAAAGCACAUCAAACACAAAACAAAUCCUGGAAUCAAGCUUGAUCUCUCUCAGCAGCGACUUUUCAAUUGGUUCCCUGGUCAGUUUGGACCAUAUGAACGCAUUUUUGAUUGUAAUUUCACCAGACAAAGUCCUCCUGAACCGUAUCAGGGUACUCUGAUCAAACUACCUUUCCGAACUGAAAAAGAGGCUGCCAAGUCAGAAAUAAGCACAAAGGUGUAUCACAAACACAAUAUCAUCACUUUUCAACAGCACCUUACUAACAAUUCGCAAACUCACCUGCUUUUUCUAAAGAACGUCAAUGCAUUAUCUCUACAAAGUAUCCCAAACAAUGUAACCACGCCACCAAGAGAUGACGAAAAAGAAACCGUCUUCACCGUCUCCAAAACCACUGAGAGUACAAUGAGGAUUCCAGAUGAAACCACUGUGUCAAAGCAGCAUCAAGCUGAGAAUUUGCUGAUGAAACUUGAUGUAAAAUGCAAAGAGGUAAUUGACUGCUGCACAGUCAGUAUUGUCCAAAUCACCAGUCAGCAGUCUGGUGUAACUGAAGUCCUGUCCUGGCUCCUGUACAACUGCUUUGGAACACAUAAGUCAUUGAAAAUGGCCCUUCAAGAAAACAAGCAAGCCAAGUUCUCUUUGCCCAUCGGGGGGAUUGCUGUGCCUUUGCAAAAUGAUCCAGAAACUGGGAAACUGGCCCCAUUACAAACAGAUCUUGUUGGACAGGCAUUUUGUUUCCUUCCUCUUUCCAUUCACACAGGUCUUCCAGUCAAUGUAAAUGGAACAUUUGCUGUGACGAGCAACCGAAAAGGCCUGUGGGAGAGUGGAGUGAAACAUGACUGGAACAAAGCUCUUCUUCAGGAUCCUGUAGUGACAGCAUAUGUUACCACACUCUUGGCACUAAAGAAAAUGUCUGAAAACAAGCAAAUGGAAACUUACUGUUAUCACACCUUUUGGCCUGACAGAGAGAAAGUGAGUGAAACCUUCAAGUCUUUGGUGGAUGCAUUUUACUCCGCCAUUGCUCAGGAUCCCAUUGGCCCAGAGCUCUUUAGUGAUGGAGAACAUUGGUGCUCAAUGAACAAUGCCAUAUUUCUACAUGAGAGCAUUGAAAAGGAUAAAGACAGCGGUGCCCUUGCAGUGCAGGUGUGCAAGAAAUAUGUAAAGCCACCCAACUAUGUUGUUCCUCUUCCACAGUGGCUGAGAAAUGGCUUCAGACAGGCAGGCCUAGAAAAGGCUUUACAGAACAGAACAUGGAACUGGGUGAAGUUUUACCAAGAAGUAGUGUUUAACAACCUUGGUACCAUGGACCCUAUGAGUAGAGAUGCUCUGGUGUUGCAUGCAAUUGACCUUCAAAUCAAAGAAAUUGACAAUCUACUGGUCCACUACCCAUGUAUCCCCACAACUGGUGGACAGCUCCAGUGUAUCAAGAAACUUGUGAAUCCAUCAGAGAAAGUGGCCUGUCUUUUUGAACCAGAAGAGGGACGCUUGCUUGGUGGUACCAAAAAUGACUUUUGCUCCCCCAAAAGGAUUCAGCGCUUGCGGGAACUUGGAAUGGAAAGCGAUCAUCUCCCAUUGGAAGACAUUACAGAGAAAGCAGGCACAAUCACCAAAACCUGGAGCACUGACAGAAAGAAAGCAUAUGGGCGGUUGAAAUGCCUUCUUGAACUUAUGAAAGCUCACAUGCAUGAUGAAGACUCUCUUCACUGGGAAACACUGAGGAUGACUGAAUUUCUCCCAGCAUUUUUACCUGGUGAUACAAAAAUGGAAAGAAAUGUAACACUUAGAAGGCCCACUGAUGUUUUCAGUGACACAUGCUCCCUACUCGUUAACAUGACACAACCUGUGCUGGAUCUGAAUCUGAAAAUACACAACAAUGAUCCAGUCCUACAAAAAUUGGGAGUUCAGCACAGUCCAAGCGUUGAGACAGUGCUUCAGCAGCUGCAAGAAGCUUGUAAGCAAUCUCAGUCCAUUGACAGAGUCAUGCUUUACAAAAUAGCACAUGAAUGCUAUAGGAUUUUGGAUCAGUGGCUUACAAAUUUUGGGAAUUCCACUUUCAUUUCACAAAGGGCAAAUUCAUUCCCUUUCAUCCUUGUUGGCAGUACAUUUAUAAAUGUUGACUGUGUGGCUGAAAAUGGGCAAUUUGAAGCAAAACCCUACCUCCAUGUACUGCCACCUGCCUUUGCAAGUUUCAAGAAGCUCUGGGAAAGUGUAGGUGUUGAAAAGAAUUUUACAGUCAGUCAGUUUCUAACUGUGCUCCAGGACUUGCACCGUCGACAUGGAAACAAGCACCUGCCAAAGAGUGAUCUGUCAAUGUGCCUCAUGAUCUUAAACAAAGGGAUAUUCGAGGCGAAAGAGAAAACAGCAGGUGACUGUCUGAUACCCAAUGAACACGGCGUUUUACAACCUGCAAGUGAGCUGUUUUACAAUGACAGCCCAUGGAUGCCAGUGGCUUCAGGUGUCACAUUAUGCCAUGAGAAUAUUGCACGUGUUAUGGCUCGCCACUUUGGAAUCACAACAACCAGGCAUCAUACUCUGCAAAACCACAUUGCUGAGAACCUUUCACCAUCUUCAUUUCAGUUUAAACAGCAGGAGCAACUAACGGUCCGAAUUAAAAACAUCAUUUCAGCCUAUCCAUCAAAGAAGGAUAUCCUUAAAGAGCUGAUCCAAAAUGCUGAUGAUGCAGAGGCAACAGAAAUUCAUUUUGUUUGGGACAAACGUCAGCAUGGCACAACAAAAACAUUUGGGAAGAGAUGGAACCAUCUUCAGGGUCCAGCACUGUGUGUGUUCAACAACAAAGUGUUUUCUAAUGCUGACCUGGUUGGCAUUCAGCAACUGGGAGAAGGUGGAAAGCACAACACUCCAGGGAAGACGGGAAAAUACGGAGUUGGAUUCAACUCUGUUUACCAUGUAACUGAUUGCCCUUCAAUCCUCACUGGAGAUGAAUUACUGUGCAUAUCUGAUCCCAAUCAAAAAUUUAUUGAAAGUCAUUCAGACAAACCACUUCCUGGCAUUGGCUACAAACUAGCAGACACUUUCAAGAACAUGUACAUGGAUGUCUACAAAUCCUUUCUUCCAGACAAAUUUUCUCUUAAAGAUGGCACCAUGUUCAGAUUACCUCUCAGGAUGGGUACCAUGGCAAACAGCUCUAAAAUAUCACAACAGGCAGUCACUGACCAUGACAUGAAACAACUGUGCUCUGCCCUCUCUGAAGAUCCCGAAGGACUGAUUCUGUUUCUGAAAAAUAUCUGCAAAAUAAAAGUCCAUGAAAUCGACGACCAUUCAGGAGAACUCAAAACCAUCUUUGCGGUUGAGAAAAGUCUACCACAGACAAGCAGAGAACAAAAAGAUGCCUUUGUAAAACUUCAACAAAAUGCAUUACAGUCCGACAAACCAAUAAUACCACACAACGCCAUUUAUGGGACCGUGAUUUCAACCUCAGAUAAAAGACAAAGUAAGUGGAUCAUUGCAGAACAGUUUGGCUCAUUCAAAAACAGCGAUGGAAGAGAAAAAACACUAUCAGACAAACUUCCCCAAGCAGCAAUAGCAGCACGUGUGAGCUCAAAGAGCUGUAUUGAGUUCAGUGGAGAAGCCUUUUGUUCACUUCCUUUGCCAGGGAAAACAGGACUGCCAGUGCAUAUCAAUGCAAACUUCGAGGUAGAUUCUUCCAGGAGAAGCCUUUGGAAAGAAGAUGGGCAAAGUCCUAAAACUGUGUGGAAUGAAUCAUUAAAACAGAAUGUCAUCGCUCCGCUGUAUGCAGAUCUCCUUCAUUACAUCAGGUGUAACAGGGCAGAAAUAAAAGUCUCUCUGUCACGUAUUGAGGCAUACCUCAGCAACUCGUACUUGCAUUUUUGGCCAAAUGUGUCCAAAGAUGUUGAUCAGGGUUGGCAUGAAAUGAUACAUGAGGUAUACAGAUCAAUCAAAGAAAGAGGCCUUAACGUGAUUCCAGUGAUGAAGAGCUCAACACGUAUAACUGCUGGCCAUAAGUUAACAGAGUACUCCUUUGACUGGUGUGACAUCAGAGAAACAGAAUCAACAAAGGCAACCUACCUGACAGAUUCAGAAUAUGUUGAGAUCAAUCCCAUUUUAGAAGAUCUUGGGAUGAAAUUGGUUCCUUUUUCCAUUAAAAUGGAAAAAGUUUGGAGAAGUUUCAAAUCAGCUGGUGUUGAAGCAAAAUGUGUGAAUCCUUCAACUGUGCAGACUUUCCUGAGAGAAAAACCUCUCAAUGACCCAACCCAAACAGAUGAGGAAUUACCUCUGCCCAUAACUGCCACUCUGAUCAGAGAUGAAAAAAGAUGUUCAAAGCUCUUGAGUUUCUGCUUAAAAGAUUUCCUCAUGAAAAAGGUCACAGAGGACAAUUCCACUGCACUCAAUGGGCUUCCACUUCUUCUCACAAGAGAUAAAGUUUUGAGAGUGUUUAACUCCUCAUCUCCCAAGUGGAUAUCAGGAUAUGAGGGUCUGUUCCUGGGCUACAAUGACCAAUUUGCAGAUUAUCAGACAAACAGAGAAUACAUACGUGUUCUACAACCUUUUAACCUCGUCAAAAAUCUGACAGUCCCCUGUGCAGCAACAUAUCUGAAGCCGUUAAUUCAGACUCUUCUUCAGAGCUGUGAAGUUGAUCGACACACUGGUCUUCAUGUCCCAAAUGAGACAAUGUUGAAGUGGUUGAAUUUACUUUGGAGAUUCUUAACAAGUCAAAUUAAACCUGCAACAUCUAGUGAUGAUAAACAAAGUCUGACACUAAGUGAUGUGAAACAGCUCUUCAGUGACUGCUGCAUUUUACCUGUUGUGUGUCCAAGGUUAAAGAACAAGCAGUUCCUGCAAACAAUGAAAGACAUGCCAAGCGUGAUUCAGUUCGCUUCAGAAAGGGACAUAUCAGGCACCCUCUUCAAACUUGGUUUUAUGAAGCUUGACAAUGUGUUCUUCUCUGAGAUACAUGUAGAUCGACAGAUAACUUUACUACUGAACUGUGAACUAAUGGAUGUAAAUGAUAGAAGCUCUGUGUUGGACCAGGUUUAUAACAUUAACCACUCAGAGUUUUCCCGGCUUUCCCCUGAUGAGAUGAAUGAGCUUCAGACCUUCCUGCAGUCUGGAGUAUCCAAGGCCAAAGUCAAGCAAGACUAUCAGAGAAAGCUGAAGUCCUUACCAUUAUUUGAAACAAUACAUGGUAAAAGAGUGAGGAUUGAUGGGCCAAAAGAGGUAUUCAUCCUCGACAGCACACAUUCAAGGAUAUUUCCAGAUUUGUUCACCCUGUCCAACUGCAACAGCACUUUUCUCAAAAACACCCUAGAGAACUGCAGUCUGUCUCAAACACUGAACAUAAAAAUUCUGUCUGAUUUGGAGUAUUUCAUGAAGUUCAUUCUGCCUGUUGUACACAUUCUCACAGAAAGGCAAAUGCUUCAGUGCUUCAAGCUCUUACUGUCACUGCAAUAUCAUGGCAGUUAUUGUCAGUAUAGGGACCAAAUCAUCUCCUCAAUGAAGACAGUGAAAUUUAUUCGCAGUUCACAAGACAAGUUGGAGAUGGCAUCAUACUACUUUGAUGAGAGUGUUCCGCUGUACAAGAAAAUGUUGCCUGAAGAGAGAUUUGUGCCUAAGAGAUUUUGGGCUGAGUGUGAUGCAGGAACUCUAUCAUUAACAAAACAACCAAAAGAGCUGCUCAAAGAACUUGGAAUGAAACAUGUUGUGUCAAAAGAUGAAAUGAUAGGUUUUGCAUACCAGUUAGAAUCAGAAGCAAAGGGAAACGGGCAUCUUCAAGAGCUGAAAGAGAAAUCAACAUUACUUUUAAGUAAAGCCUUGAAUGAAGCGAGUUUUGACCAAACAUUGCUGAAGAGCAUUGCUGAAAUCAAGUUCAUUUUUCCUGUGCCAAUUCGAGAAGAACUGUGCAACUAUCACCAACCGUUUGCCGCUGAGAGAACUGCUGUUAAAAUCAGAGGCUCUUUGAUGGAAAUCAAUCCUGAACAUCAAGAUUUAAUCUGGUCUUCAAUGCCAAUUAUACAUCUACCAGUUUAUCUGACACCAAAGCUCCUGCAAAUGAUGAAAGUCGCAGGUGCUUAUGAACAACCACCUACUAAGCAUGUAACCAGCAACAUGAGGAACAUCUGUCAGUCGUCCUGUAAAACUGCCAAAUUGAUCGAAACCCGUGCAAAUGUGUUCCGAUGUUCCUAUGCCUACCUGCAAAAAAAUGCAUUUGAAGGACAGCCACUGGCUGGUCUUCCUAUUGUGUUGGUUGAAAAGGACAAAGAACUUGUGAGGACUGAUGACACGUGCCUUUCAGUCCCCUAUGACCAUGAGUUCAGACCAUAUUUGUACCAAAUUCCUGAGGAUGAUGUCAUUUUCAAACCGUUCUUCAAGAAAGUUGGUGUAAUGGAGAGGCCUACUGCAGUGCAGUAUUGUAAUGUUCUCUCAGCAGUUUAUGUUGAUUCUUGUGAUAAACCACAACUAAACCCAAACCAAAUGAAAACCGUGAAACGUGCUGUUCAGCAGUUGUUUCGGUUAAUCAAAGCUCAAGGAAAGCAGUCCCUUCUUGAUGAUGUAAAGACUUUGCAUCUUCCUGCAGUAGAUGGUAAAUUAUACCCGUCAUGCACACUGUUCUGCAAUGACACAGUGUUUGAAACCAAAAGAUUAGAAGAAGCACUGAAGAAUAAGUUCCUGUUGCUUGAAAGACUAAGUGAAUGUCAUUUAGGUAGUGACAUCUAUGAGCAUCAUCGAUUGGUCAAAUUGCUGCCUCUGAAAUUGCAGCCUAAAAUGCUGUCUCACCUCACUGAGGAGAAAGUAGUGGAAAUACAAAUUCAGCUUUGUGAGCUUGAGACUGACUGUGGAUUUAGUGGAUGGUUUGGUAAACAUCUGUCCUCAGUACCAUUCAAACAUGGACUAAUUUGUCUCAUUAGAGGGCAGUCUAAGGGAGAAAUAACACAAAAAGAUGCUUCUGACAUGUGCGAGAAGAUUUUUGGCAGAAUUCAAAUUGUCUGCUGCAAAAACCUGGAAACAAAGCUUUGGCUGGAUAAGCAGCCACUACACAAAACUGCCACUCAAACUGAUGUUUUUGUCAAACGAGAUCAACAAGGUUGCAUAUUUUACCUAAAACACAAUGAUGACAUGGCUGUGAAGGUGAUGCUACAGGUCACUAUGACAUUGACAAAGGAGAUUAAUAAUCUUUUAGGUAACAUAAUUGCAUCAAAUCACCUCUCAGUCCUUGGACAACUUAUCAUGUGUGACAGUCUGCAAGAGGUUCAGAAAAUUCUGGCUAACAAUGGGAUCCAUGACAGUGCUGAAACUGAAAGUGUCUUCAAACCACCAGCACCUGGGACAGAUGUACCAGAGGAAUGGCAUGAUUCCUUAGACAUGAAUGUCCUCAAUAACUUUGAAGAGGGGGAAUAUGUUGCCUACAGCACUAACAACAAGUACAUUUAUGCAGUUAUUGUUGAAGAACUGCCUGGGAACUCUGGACAGUAUUCAUGGAGAUACAAAGUAGAUAUUGGAGAAGAUGAGCCAAUUGAAGUCAGUUGUCUUGAUCUAUAUCAGUUUAAACGAGAAAAGAAGUCAAAACCUCAACGGACAACUUUCACAUCUGCUGAAGCUUCUUGUAUGGAGUUGGAGCCACUAGCAGGUGCUGUGCCACAUUCUUCCCAAUCGUCAACUACGAGUUCCUCAUCUACAAGAUCCUCACCAGCCUCUGUUGAUGAAGCUAAAAUGGAAAUUGACAAAUGUUUGGCAGAGAUCUGGCCUCUUCCUGAGGAGGAGAGGCAAAAAGCCAUCAAGCGACUGUACCUUAGAUGGCAUCCUGAUAAAAAUCCUGACUGCCAGUCUCUCGCAACUGAGGCAUUUAAAUACUUGAUGAAUCGAAUUGAUGAGCUCAGGAAGGGCAAAGGCAAAGGUAAAACUGGAGGUUCGUCCUGUCCAAGGGGAAACUCAAACUUCCAAGACUUCUACCAGCAGUGGAAUCAGGAGGCCAGGCAUCACAGAGAUGGUCGAGAGAGAUUCUCUAGAGGUUUCCAUUCCUACAACUUUUGGACCCAUAAUGGAAAUGUUCCAAGGCCGAACAAAGAGGAGGCCCAGCGCUGGUGCAGACAGGCUCGCUGUGAUCUCGAUGCAGCUUACAAAGACACUGGUGGGGGGAGCACAGAAUGGUGUCUGUUUAAAGUCCAUCAAGCAGUGGAAAAGUCUCUCACAGCUGCAGAGUAUAAAAGACACGGUCAACCUCCCAGUGGCAGCUCCAUUUCAGCCCUUGCUAUGAAAGUUUCCCACUUCAACCCUCAACUGAGCGUUCUGCCUCAAAUUGUGCAAAAUCUGAAGAUGCUGGGAGUAGAUCCCAAAAAGACUCAGUAUCCCAACUGCCACCCAUAUCCCCACAUCCCAAAUGGACAGUUCAGAUCAGAGAACGAAAUGCAAGCACUGAACAAAGCAGCUGAGCUUCUCACUACAGUAGAGGCAUAUGUGAAUUAGGGAUUCAAGACAAGCAGACAUGUCAUGCUGGAAAAGUCAAUUUAAGAUUUGCUUGUUUAAAAAAAAAAAAAAAAACUU